AUGAUUAAAAGUAAUCACCAUCUCAACCAAACCAAUCAUCAUUAUAUAUCUAGUAAAUCAACUUUAACACCUUCAGAUGAUAUAACAGCAACAACCACGCCAAAGGCUAAUACACCAGCUGGAAUCACAAUCAUCCCGCCCUCACCCUCAGACUCUUUCUAUCCUCCUCCUAUUGCUGGACCAUCGAAACCUCCACGGUCACCGAUUAGUAGUCCAUCAACAAAUAGUCAAGGCGCAGCAACGACAACAGCUUUGGAUAACGGUGACCGAGAUUAUUUUUCGAUAAAGUCCAUCCCCUCUUUCUCUUCCUCGACGACGAGUACUAACGUCGACAGAACACGAAAUCCCUCGUCACCUUCCAAACGUCUACGACCUCAUACCAUAACGCGAUCACAAUCCCAUUAUAUCAACCGUACUCCCAAUACUGAUUAUCACCAUCACCGACAAGAUAAAAACGUCAAUAUUCCUUCCUCAACAGAAAAGAAGCAUUCUCUCCCGCUCAAGCGGUUGUCAAUAGACGUUAAUCACAAUCCCUACAAUCCAUAUGAUCAAGAUUCGUAUUCUAGUAGUAGGACAACUGGAUCAGACGUUCAUACGCCCACUCAGGAAUACGGUAAUAACCAUAUAACAAGGCGGAGACCUUCCCUCUCUACUCCGACUAGUAGCAAUCCAUAUACAUCUCCCAGAAGUAGACAAUCAAGUUUACUCAAAUCACCACCUUCUGCUCCGGCAUCAUCCUCAGCGUUGGGUUGGUUGACUGGAAAUAGGUUGACAUUACCUCCUAUCAGUACUAAACAUUCGAAAUCUGACGACGAAAGAGAGGAAGACGAAGAAGAAGAAGGAAGUCUGGAGGAUCGAACGAGAACUGUGAGAAAAGAUAAAUAUAGAAAUAGGGAUUGGAGAAUGAAUAUGAGUAAUGGUGGAUUACCCAAAUAUGGCGAAUCAUCAGGAUCAGGAUCAACCUCAACAACAUCGACGUCUACACCUUUCAUAAGUAUGACCCCUCCUUCUGCCAAUGAGAUUGCAUCGAUGUCACCUCCUUUACCAGUAAAUAACGGAUAUGUUUAUACCACCAAUAUCUCACCACCUCGAACAUCGAUCCUUCCUUCUCAAGCACCUUUGGCAUCCCCAUCGAACCUUCAACCCCUUCCUCAAGAUCCGUACAACAUCUUACCAUUAUCCUUACCAUCUUCACCGUUCGUAUCGCCUUCUCCAUCCAGAGCACCUACACCAGGACCAUCCCCUCAUCCAUCUUUGCAGGAUUUGGCUUCGGAAUAUGCUACUGCUGCUGCGGCCGCCCAGAUUCAGCCCAGUGGAUCUGGUUCCAGUCCACGAACAUCCAUAUCAACAUCUAGUUCGAGGUAUGGUUGGACGACCGGUCGGUCAGAUUCGAGAUCAUCUGAAGAAGACGAUUACAUCCCUCCUCAUUCACCUAUAACUACUUCUCAUAAAUCGCAUAGACCUACUAUCUCUAUACCUAGAUCAGGAUGGUGGCAGAGGACUCUAUCAAGAUCCAUCGAUAAUGACAUAUCCGUUUCACCUAAAAUCAAUUUCGACACUUCCUCUUCCUCUUCGUCAUCUAGGAUAAUACGAUUUCCUAUACCGACUGUAUCAGCAAGUAAAUUCGUUCCUACCGGAACGAGGAACUGGGGUUGGUUAUUUGAACUUAUCCAAGAUAAGAUAUCUUUCACACCUUCAAACCAAAGCACCAAUAACAAUGGCAAUGGUAGUGGGGUGACGAUAAAUAGGAAGAAUAGUAUCUCAGCCAAAAGUAGGAACAGAGAAAGGGAUAGAUUGAUGUCUGGACAUAGUCAUACGAGAUCGAAUGGCGGAUUAACGAUGAAUGCACGAAGGAGAAGUGUAGGUCCGAAUCAGAAAGUCUGGGGAUCCAAAUGGUUAGCGAGGAUAAUGGUUUUUGUACCGACCGAACCAUGGAGUAUUAGUUUAUUCCUGUUAUUCUUCGCUGCAUUCGCUGUCACAUUGACAUUCACCCUCAAACAUAUUUUGAAUCCUGACAAAGAACCAUUACCAUGGCGACAAUACUGUGCCUCCAACUAUCCCACCUUGUACUCACUACAAGACCCCUCAUUACCUUCACCCCAUAUCAAUUCCAACGUCAACUCCAAUCCCUCAUUCCCAUCUUCUGCACAUAUCGAAUCCGUACCUCUAAACUCUUUCGCACCUACCUCGUCGAAACCUUUGACUCUAAUGCCUUUAACUCCUCAACAUCCAGCUUGGCCCUACCACCCACAUCUCACUCCCCCUCAACCUCAGAUUUCGUCUACCAACAGCUCCAUCGACCCUGUUGGAGUGUUGAUAGGAGUUUUCACAACUGAUGCAGGAGUGGAAAGACGUCAUAUGAUCAGACAGAGUUAUGCCUCGCAUUGGAGAUCUAGAAGAGAAGGUACAGAAGGCGUUAGAAUUAGAUUCGUAAUGGGUAGACCGAGGAAGAGGUUUGAAAAAGCCGUUCAACUGGAAAUGGAAGCGUUCAAUGAUAUUCUGUUGCUUGAUAUGGACGAAAACAUGAACAGUGGUAAAACACAUGCCUUUUUCUCUUGGGCAGCUGAAAAUGCUACUGUCCCUCAGUGGGAAUAUCCAAAAAUACAAAAUGAAGUUCAACAGUCCGACGCCCAUUCUUUGUCGCCCGUAUGGAAAGGGGAAAGAAAACCUGAUUACGUGGUCAAAGCUGAUGAAGAUAGUUUUAUCAUGCUUGGGGAAUUGGAAAAGAGAUUGAGGGUCGCACCGAGAUCGAAAGCUUUCUGGGGAUACCUCGUCAAAAAUACGUUUAUGGCUGGUGAAUGCUAUGCGCUAUCAUUCGAUUUGGUACAAUACAUUCACGCUUCGCCUGCCCUGAGGACUCUCACACGAGGCAAGGAAGAUAAGUUGGUAGCGAAAUGGAUGAAUAUGCAUCCUGAGAGGGAACAGAUAGUAUGGAUGACGGAGAGAUGUUGGAUCUAUGACCAUCCAAAGGCUGGUACAGUCUACUCUCACGGAUUCCUCUUCCCCUCCACAGUUGCUGAAGUCCGAAUGGAAAACACCACUGGACUUUCUCCAUCUACAUUGGCCUUGAGAGGUGGUGCCGAAUCGGCCAAUUCUUAUUCUAGCGUUAGCAAAUUCGGAGUUGCCUAUCGACCAUUAUCAAAUGAUAUGACAGUUUCACAACAGGUUGAAGCUCUCGUCGAAGGAUCUUCUUUAUCACUCUUACGCGAUUCCCUAUCGUCUAGUAGUACCUCAAAGAAUGACCAAAAGUAUCAACAAACGUUCUCGAAACCUGCUUCUGCAAUAGGAGAAAGUCUGAAAGAGAAGAUCAACAAGGUAUAUUCCACACGACCGACUCGAAUGGAAAGGUUCUUAGGUGAUGAGAAUGAGAUGAGUAGUAGUAGUACUGUGGUGGUACAUUAUAUCAAGAAGAACGAAUGGUUUAUAGAAACUAUGGUUGCCCUAUUGGGAGUUGGAGGAUCGUCGAUGGAGUAUGAUGGAGAUGUUUGGCAUAAGGGGGUUGGAACUGGUCUGGGAGCGUUGGAAAGAAGGAAAGGAAGAGUGGUUGAUUCUCGGUCGGUCGUACAUGAAAAUCAAGUUGGACAAAUCGGAGAAGGGGAAGAAGAAGGAGGAGAGAGGGAACAUGUGAAAUUGAGGAAAGGUGAUGGGUUGUAA
Messenger RNA from Kwoniella botswanensis, 3654 nucleotides. RefSeq lists its product as uncharacterized. The record is from RefSeq and is a predicted model, not a curated record. Gene Ontology annotation, molecular function: hexosyltransferase activity. Gene Ontology annotation, biological process: 4,6-pyruvylated galactose residue biosynthetic process. NCBI's taxonomy places the organism in Eukaryota, Fungi, Basidiomycota, Tremellomycetes, Tremellales, Cryptococcaceae. Bases 1 to 3654 code for a protein of 1217 amino acids. The transcript is spliced from 5 exons. Gene Ontology annotation, cellular component: Golgi membrane.